Messenger RNA from Mesorhabditis spiculigera, 1029 nucleotides. Lineage: Eukaryota; Metazoa; Nematoda; Chromadorea; Rhabditida; Rhabditidae. The record is from the annotation of a GenBank genome assembly.
AUGGAGGUGGCCACCGCGCGUCUUCUCACCCCCGCCGCCGCCACGAACACCAACAAGGGCACGCAGGUGUCGUGCGAGUGCGAGAACAAGGACGGCUGCCCCUCGCAGAAGAACGUCCCGAAGAAGGGCGGUGCCAUCCCGCCAUGCAUCGAGAACGGCAAGAAGACGCACGAGCAGGUGUCGUGCGAAUGCACGAAUUCGAACGGGUGCCCCUCGCAGAAGACGUUCACCUCCAGCCCGGCCCUCGCCUCCGUCCCGCCCUGCAAGGAGAAUCGUGUCUCCGGCCCCGCUCCCUACAAGCAGGUCACCUGCGAGUGCGCUUACAAGAGCGGCUGCAAGUCGCAGCAGGUGAUCGUCUCCAGCUACGUGCUCGACGUCGUGCCGCCCUGCAGUGAGAAUACUGAUGGCCCGGUCCGUUCGUCGAAGAUGGCUCUCUCGGGCGGCUCUCCAAACCUGGCAGCGUUCCUCCGUUACUACACGUGCGCAUGCCGAGUUCCCACGGGUUGUCCCUCGCAGAAAGAACUCGGGCAGCCAUUGCUGCCCAUUCCCCCAUGUGUCGAGAAUCGCCCGCACUUUGAGAAGGUGAUGCAAGAGUUGAAGGAGGCAAUCGACGCCGUGCUGAACCCCUCGCUGGGAGCGCGUCGCGUCCCCGCGCCGUUGGCCGAGAGGCUGUUCGGGCUCAGCCAGGGUGCCCGCCCGUGGAUGAACCUCGGCGAGCACGCUCGUGAAAAGUUUUUCGCCGCAAAGGCCGAGGAGGCGCUCGGCGAUUUGUCGUACGAGGAGCUGAUCCAGGAGUUUUACCAGCGCAAACUCGCCCUGUGGAACAAACUGAAGGAGGCGUUCGAGCUGUUGGGCGGCGAGGAGGGCAAACAAGAAUUGUUGCUGCAGCAGCUUGCAGCCAACCAGGUCCUUCAAGCCAAGAUGGGGCACAAGUUGUCGAGCAUCGUGCGCGAGGGCAGGGUGCAGUCGAUGGAUGACGCCUUCUUCGCCGCCGACGAGAUCGUGAGCUCGGUCGUCGGGCAGCUCGCG